AUGCUCAAAUCAACAUACGUGCCGUCGGCGGCAGCGGCAGCAAGCAGCGCGCCAUUGCCGCCGGGCUGGACAGAGCACACGGCGCCGACGGGACAUAGCUAUUACUACAAUGCCGAGACGAAAGAGUCGACAUACAAGCGUCCAGGUGCCCCUCCUGUUCCCGAUCCGGUACCGCAACAUCAGCAGCCAUAUGCGCCAUACGCGGGAAUGCCGUCGCUUGCCGACCCCAGAGUUGCCAAUGCGUUUCUCGCCCAGCACAACCGAUCAACACAGCAGCAGCAGCAGCGCCAAGACCCUGCCAAAGGUGCAGCACGACCGCGCCCACAGCCAAUAGACAAGCCCCGGAGAAAGGUUCCCAUUCCGGGCCACGAGCCGUGGAUCGUCGUGUACACCAAGUACUCGCGGCGCUUCGUCUACAACUCUGCAAAGAAGGAGAGCUUCUGGCGCAUUCCUGAGAAGCUAAUGCCUGCCAUUCUUGAAAUGGACAAGAAGCGCAUACAGGAAAAGGCCGCGGGCGACGAGGAUGCGGCUGAGGAGAAGGACGGUGAUGCUGGUCAUGGCUCCGAGUACGAGGAAGUGGAAGUGACAGAUGACGAGGGCCAAGGAGAUGACAGCGUCGCAACACAUCCCAACAAACGACUACGAACUGACGACGAAGCCGACGUUGACGAGCACCAAGAAGUAGAAGAUGAGGCAGAGAAGGAAGCUGGCCCACUCGAAUUCACAGAGGACGACAUUGCGAUGCAGCUACAAAUGAUGGGUGAGGACUAUGGGCUUGAACCGGGCGAAUACGACGAUGGGAACACGCAAGACUGGCCCGAAGGCGCCGAGGGUCUCGAAUUUUCGCAAGAGGACGCCGAGCUUCUCUUCACCGACCUGCUCGACGAUUUGCGCAUCAACCCGUACAGCCCCUGGGAGAAGCUGCUUGAGGACGGCCACAUCACCGAAGACCCGCGCUACACGGCGCUACGCACGACCAAGGCGCGCAAGGCGUGCCACGACACGUGGUCGCGCUCGCGCAUCGCCCAGCGGCAGGCGCAGCGCGCUCGCCAGAUCAAGCAGGAUCCGCGCGUGGCGUACCUCGCCCUGCUGCAAGACAAGGCCACGCCCAAGCUGUACUGGCCCGAGUUCAAACGCAAGUACAAAAAACAUGACGCGAUGCGCGACGCGGCCCUGCCGGACAAGGACAGGGAGAAGCUGUAUCGCGAGCACGUGCAUCGCCUCGCCAUGUCGGCGGCAGCGCGCACGGCGGACCUGACCGCGCUGCUCAAGGCGCAGCCCGUCGCGCGACUCAACAACACCUCGACGCACGACCUGCCAAGCGCCGUCCUCGCCGACCUGCGGUACAUUUCGCUGCCGCCCAGCGUGCGGGAUCCUCUGGUUGAGGCCUUUGUGCAGAGUCUGCCGCCGCCGCCCUCGGAAGACGGCGAAGCGGGCGGACAGGAGCAGGAGGCAAACGAAGAGCGCAAGCAGGCGCGGGAGAAGCGCGAAAGGGCGCUACUGGAGCAUAACCGUGCCGUGGAUGAGCAGCGCCAGCGGCGCGCGCGCGACGUCGCGGCGAGUAAGGCCAGACUGCGUGACGGCGAGGAGCGCUUGGAUCGGGCCAUGAAGGUGGACAAGAGGGGCCUUCAGGGCCAGCUGGCGGCCAUGAAGGUGGACGGGACGCGGCCGCCAGAGGAGGAGAGCUAG
Molecule: messenger RNA, 1689 nt
Organism: Cordyceps militaris CM01
Lineage: Eukaryota; Fungi; Ascomycota; Sordariomycetes; Hypocreales; Cordycipitaceae
Product: FF domain protein
Exons: 1
Coding region: 1-1689 (562 amino acids)
Cellular component (GO): nucleus
Molecular function (GO): RNA polymerase binding; transcription coregulator activity
Source: RefSeq, a predicted model, not a curated record